This is a messenger RNA of Populus nigra (black poplar), 3170 nucleotides long. RefSeq names its product type IV inositol polyphosphate 5-phosphatase 3-like. The record is from RefSeq and is a predicted model, not a curated record. Gene Ontology annotation, molecular function: phosphatidylinositol-3,4,5-trisphosphate 5-phosphatase activity; inositol-polyphosphate 5-phosphatase activity; phosphatidylinositol-4,5-bisphosphate 5-phosphatase activity. Bases 854 to 2830 code for a protein of 658 amino acids. Gene Ontology annotation, biological process: phosphatidylinositol dephosphorylation. The transcript is spliced from 11 exons. NCBI's taxonomy places the organism in Eukaryota, Viridiplantae, Streptophyta, Magnoliopsida, Malpighiales, Salicaceae.
AAUUAUUUUAACAUUAUUACACUAAAAAAUCUAAAAUUAUAAGCAUUUAAUUUUUUUAAAAAUUAAAAAAUCUUUAAAAUCAUCUUUUGAACGAAAAACAAGAACACUAUACAAUAAAGCGUAAGAAGUUUGAGGUGAUCAAAUUAGUGUUUUCCACGAAGUUAAUCUAUAUUAUAACAUAAAAAAUGUUAAUUUUCAAUUCAUUGAUGGGUUUCCACUCUGUGGGUGGGAACUGGGAAGCUUACAUAAGAACCCCUGCGGGACGUGAUUGGUUAGCGACGCACCUUUGACGCCGCCGUGCUACGGGUACCCCGUCCCAAUUGGAUGGCUAGGGUUUUCUUCGUAUAAAAAAGAACACGUUCAUGGCUUAAAUCUUUCCGGACAAAGAUUAUCAUCGACACUUUGUUUUCACCGGGACCAUCCUACCGUGGGGACACAUACAGGUCACCCAUGAACCGGAGCCGAAAACACUCUUUCAUGGCUUAAAUUCCAAGCGUUGUUUUAUUUAAAUGAAAAUGCCACGUGAAUUUGUAACCAUAAGAGGAGGCGUGGAGCUGGCGUGCUUUAAUUAAAAUUUAUUUUUUCCGAGUAUUACCUCCAGUUAAGCAAUUAAGCUCCGCAAAUGGGUUAAUCAAGCACUCGAUUAUUUAAUUAAGUAAAUUAAUCCCACUACCGUUAUUCGGAACGAAAUAGGUGGUUAGUGGUUAGCUCUUUAACUUAACCUGCGCAUACUCCCUCUCCCUCCAUUUCUCUUUAGCCACUGCGAUCUACUUCGAUCUCUCUUUCUAAACUCCUUGAAUACUUGGCUCUUUUUUAUUUUUUUUAUGGUUUCUAACAUAAAAAUCCACAGACCAUGAAUUCUCAGUCGAAGCAACGACCAGAGAUAAGUAGAGCUGAAACGUGUUGUUCUUUGGGUUAUUGGUGCAUACAGCUCUUUUGGCCAAGAGUGGUGGUUCGUAAAUGGCUAAAUAUCAGCUCCAAAGACUCCGAGUACAGCGCCGACUCUGAAGACGAUUACGCUUCUUCUGAUUCUGCUUCCGAAACCAAUGAGUUUGUUCAAUGCCAGAGAGAAUCGCGAUUUGGAGGUAACAGAGGGGAGGAUGUUCAAGAUGCUAUUCCAAGGAUAAGGAGACGAAAGUCAGAGACAUUUAGAGCACAGUAUAUAAACAUAAACGAAAUCAGAAUAUGCGUCGGGACAUGGAAUGUUGGAGGAAAACUUCCACAAGAUGACCUAGAUAUCGAUGACUGGAUUGAUACUGAUGAUCCUGCCGACAUCUAUGUGUUUGGGCUCCAGGAGAUUGUACCCUUAAAUCCUGGGAAUAUCCUUGGUGCUGAAGAUAGCCGCCCAGUUCCUAAGUGGGAAAACAUUAUUCGUGAAACACUGAACAGAAUUCGACCAGCAAGGACUAAGGUUAAAUGCUACAGUGAUCCUCCAUCCCCAUCAAAAUUCAUGCCAUCUGAGGAUGUGCCCACCAUAGAAGAGGAGAUAUUACUUGAAAGUGAUAGUGAUAUUGGUGAAGAAAUUCAUCCCUUGGAUGAAGAAUUCAAAGGUUUUGAUGAACUCAAUGAUAUAUCAAUCACAGGUGACAUGAGCGUGAAUUCUGGAGUUCCAGACGGUACUGGUAGCGAAAAAUUACAUGAGCCAGUAGAGUGGGAUUUACAGAAGCAAUUUUCUUCUCCAAAAAAAUUAGAUAGAUUAAAUUGCUUGCGGACAGAAGAUUCUGCAGGAGAUGUAGAAGCAUUGGCAACUCCUCGAAAAUUAACUAAAAUUCUUAGUGGUUCUGAAAGGCUUGGCUUGAGCUGGCCAGAGCCCCCUUUAAACUUGGUAUCUCAGCAUGUUUUGCCAAGACCAAAUUCCUUCAAAUCAGUUAAAUCAUUUAAAGCAACCAAGUCUUUUGGAGGAUAUAGUUCUUUUAAGUCUGUCUCAAAUGAAACACAAUCAGGAUUGGCUUUGUUUGCCGAGCUUGACUUUGAAGCUCUAAUGAAACGGAAAAGAAGACCAUCAUAUGUAAGGAUAGUGAGCAAGCAGAUGGUUGGAAGUUUUCUCACUAUUUGGGUUCGUAGGAGCUUGCGUAAGCAUAUCCAGAACGUAAAAGUCUCCACUGUUGGUGUCGGUGUUAUGGGCUAUAUUGGUAACAAGGGAUCAAUAUCAGUCAGCAUGUCUAUAUAUCAGACAUCUUUCUGCUUUGUAUGCACGCAUCUCACAUCAGGUGAAAAGGACGGGGAUGAACGCAAAAGAAAUGCUGAUGUUCAUGAAAUACAUAGAAGAACUCAAUUUCGUCCCCUUUCCAGUGUUGGGCUUCCUAAAAACAUCUAUGAUCAUGAAAGAAUUAUCUGGUUGGGUGAUUUGAAUUACCGCAUCAACUUAUCAUAUGACAAAACACACGAACUCAUCUCUAGGAAGGAGUGGUCCCAGUUAGUGGAGAAGGACCAGCUUGUACGAGAACUAAGAAAAGGCCGUGCAUUUGAUGGAUGGUCGGAGGGUACAUUGAGUUUUGCACCAACAUAUAAAUAUGAGAUGAAUUCAGAUAAAUACUAUGGAGAAGAUCCAAAGGCUGGAAGGCGUAUUCCUGCAUGGUGUGAUCGCAUCCUUUCAUAUGGAAAGGGAAUGAGGCUACUGAACUACAGGAGGACAGAGCUAAAACUUUCUGAUCAUCGACCCGUGACUGCCACAUUUAUGGCUGAGGUUGAGGUGUUUUCUCAUAGGAAGCUACAGAAGGCACUCACAUUAACAGAUGCAGAGAUUGAAAAUGAGGAAGUUGUGGCAGACUUGGGCAUUGAUGUCGGAAUGAGCCAGUUGAGAUUGGAGCAGGAUAUCACUUUUUGGUAGCGUUGAGGAGGACUACCUGUUAUAAAGGCUGAGAGUGGCAUCCUGACAACUAUGCUAUUACUACCCUACCUUAGAUUCAUUCAUUGAUUUUGUUAUUUUUUGCAUGAUAUUGUGCAGUGAGCUUCCUGUGUUAAUGUGUUCAUAGUAGGGGUCUUUUUUUUUUUUUCUUCAGAGAGAAAACAUAGGAGUAUUUAACUGUAAGUUUGGUAGCAAUAUUAGUUAGAAUGCGCGGUGGCGUAUACAUGUGCCAUGAUGUAUGUUAUAUGUAUCAGAGAUCAAUCCACGGGGUUUAUGAAGGUUUUUAAUGUUGUAAAAAAAAGAACAGUUCAUGUUUUUGCCA